AGCUGACACGCCCCCUUCUGUCUGGCUUGAAUCAAAAUAACAUCAAGGAACAUUUUGCGGUUCCCAAAUUCAUGAGAGAAAUUGGCCUCGUGGGUUCCUUAAAUGAAUUUUACACUCCUAAGGCUUGAAAUGAAGAGGUUCAGCCUUUGCAGCAAGUUUGUAAUCGACUCGUAUUUUGCUCAGACGGGCAGAAGAAACCUCGCUCACCUCUCCGGUAUCACACCGCAGAACGCAUUCUUCCAAAGGCAGCUUAAGUUUAAUAGGUUACUGAACACAACUUCAGCCUUGAGAAAUGUUGAACCACCAAAACGAGAAAAGGCGUCGGAAAAGGGCAUCAUUACGUGGAAAACAUUUGGAAUCACUGCAGUAAUUGGAGGAGGACUUUUAGCAUUCAUGCUUUACAUAAAAAAGGAAAAAGAACUUGCGAUCGCCAGAGAGAGAAAGAGAGCUUUGGGAAAGAUCUCAAUUGGAGGAAAAUUCAAAUUGUCUGAUUGUAAAGGCAGAAUUCGCAGCUCCGAGGAUUACUUAGGCCACUGGUGUCUAAUUUACUUUGGAUUCACUCACUGUCCAGACAUCUGCCCAGAUGAAAUUGAGAAAAUGGUGGCCGUUGUUGACAAAAUUGAUAAGGAAAAGCAAGUAAAAAUUCAGCCGAUUUUCAUCUCUGUUGAUCCUGAGAGAGACACGCCAGCAAUAGUUGGAAAAUAUGUUGCAGAGUUCUCACCCCGUCUUUUAGGAUUGACGGGCACCAGAAAGCAAAUUGACGAAGUUUGUAAGGCCUACCGUGUAUAUUCAAGUGCUGGUCCACGAGAUCAAGAAGAUGAUUACAUUGUGGACCACACUAUCAUAAUGUACUUAGUCAAUCCUGAUGGAGAGUUUGUGGACUAUUACGGCCAAAACAGAAAGCCAGAGGAAAUCUUCAACAGCAUAAAUAUCCAUGCCCUUAAAUAUGAGAAAAUGAAUAAUCCAGGCUGGUUCUGAUUUGUUAGCAUUUACUUGUUGGCCUUGUAUAUCAGAGAUGGUAUUUAAUUUCCUGUAUAAAUUCACUGAGAGAAACUAACAAAUUAAUUAAAACUAUGCAUAUGAGAACAAGAAAAAUUUGA
This is a messenger RNA of Neocloeon triangulifer, 1100 nucleotides long. RefSeq names its product protein SCO1 homolog, mitochondrial (gene Scox). Gene Ontology annotation, cellular component: mitochondrial inner membrane. The record is from RefSeq and is a predicted model, not a curated record. Gene Ontology annotation, biological process: intracellular copper ion homeostasis; mitochondrial respiratory chain complex IV assembly. The coding region runs from base 103 to 978 and encodes 291 amino acids. The transcript is spliced from 5 exons. Gene Ontology annotation, molecular function: copper ion binding; copper chaperone activity. NCBI's taxonomy places the organism in Eukaryota, Metazoa, Arthropoda, Insecta, Ephemeroptera, Baetidae.